Molecule: messenger RNA, 1066 nt
Organism: Opisthocomus hoazin
Lineage: Eukaryota; Metazoa; Chordata; Aves; Opisthocomiformes; Opisthocomidae
Source: RefSeq, a predicted model, not a curated record
GGUGCAAGUAUGGACAUAACAGCCUAUGAUGAUUACUCCAGUCCACCGCUUCAGAGAUAUUGAAAGGAAACCUGAAUACCUCCAGCCAGAAAAGUGUGUUCCACCUCCUAGCCGCGCUUCCCUGGGAACAAUGUGGUUUAUUCGAGAUGGCUGUGGUAUUGCAUGUGCUGUCGUUACCUGGAUGCUGGUGUUCUAUGCCGACUUUGUAGUCCUUCUUGUCAUGCUAGUUCCAUCGAGAGAUUAUGUUUAUAGUGUCAUCAAUGGCACACUGUUCAACACCUUGGCUUUCCUCGCUUUGGCUUCACAUUUUCGUGCUAUGCUGACAGAUCCAGGUGCUGUACCCAAAGGUAAUGCCACAAAGGAGUUCAUCGAGAGUUUACAGCUAAAGCCAGGACAGGUGGUUUACAAGUGCCCAAAGUGCUGUAGCAUCAAACCUGACAGAGCACAUCACUGCAGUGUUUGCAAGAGGUGUAUUCGGAAAAUGGACCAUCACUGCCCGUGGGUCAAUAACUGUGUAGGAGAGAAUAACCAGAAGUACUUUGUACUGUUUACAAUGUAUAUAGCACUGAUUUCCCUGCAUGCUCUAAUCAUGGUGGGAUUUCACUUCUUGUAUUGCUUUGAAGAAGACUGGACAAAAUGCAGUUCCUUCUCUCCGCCAACGACAGUGAUUCUUCUCAUCCUGUUGUGUUUCGAGGCUCUCCUAUUUCUUAUCUUCACCUCGGUUAUGUUUGGGACCCAAGUACACUCCAUCUGCACUGAUGAAACGGGAAUAGAACAGUUGAAAAAGGAAGAGAGAAGAUGGGCUAAAAAAACAAAAUGGAUGAACAUGAAAGCAGUAUUUGGCCAUCCGUUCUCUAUAGCAUGGCUUAGCCCAUUCGCAACACCAGACCAAGGAAAAGCAGACCCGUACCAGUAUGUGGUCUGAGGAAUUCCUGACCAGCAUUUCCACUAAAAUAGAAACAUAUUACAGCACUACUGUUAUAAAUUUUCCAUGAAUGUUGAAAAAAAAAAAAAAAAGGAAAAACAAACUUUUUUUAUGUCUAUAAAAUGGUGGAUAAUUACAGAG